UCGAUUUGAAUGAAAUUUUAUUGUAAUUAUUUUCAAUUUCUAGCAAUAAUCAGCAUUAAUUAUAUAAACAAACAAAAUAAGAUUUGUUUAUUGAUGCUGACAGUGAAAUGUGAUUUGAAUUUGAACCUGCGUCCUGCACACUUUCACACGAAUCUUGUGUAUUUACAAGAGAUUUGUUCGUACUCAUUACCCAUCAUACUCUCAUCUGUGUUACCCAUGGAGUAAUAUUUAAUUAAACGCAUAAUAUGGAUGGUUUUGAUAAAGAAUUUAUCACACAAAUGUUUCUCGACAGUGACCAUGUUUCUACAGUAAACAGACUAACUGUGGCAAUUGCCAAUGUUGUUACUGAACAUAGUGAAAAUAUUAUUGUAUUCAAUGAAGCGUUGGAAAAAGAUUUCGGACAAGUCCUGCAGGCGGUUGACAGUGGAAUUGAUAGUUGUCCUGAUUCCCUAAAGGUGAAUGGAUACUACGAAAAUAUUGUGCGGUCUUUUGAUAAUGAAGAUUACUUAGCAAGAUUUAAAAUGAAGAAAUCCACGGUUCAGGCCCUGAUCAAUUUUCUGAAGGAGAACAUAGAAAGAAACACUGUUGUGCCACUGGAUAAAAAGGUGCAUAUAUUUUUAUGGUUGUUAACUAGUGAUUGUUCUUUCAAUGAAGUUGCAACUUUGUUUGGUCUUCAAAAAGCAACAGUUAGUUAUAUUUUUCACAAAAUGGCCUUAUUAAUUUGUGAGCAGAGAUAUAAUUUUAUUAGCUGGCCAUCUAUAGAAGAGCAACAUGUUACUAGGAUAAAAGUUAACAGUAGAUAUAAGUUUCCUAACUGUGUAGGGUUUAUUGAUGCGUGUCAUUUUAAAGUGGGAGCAAAGCACCGCACUAAAGGUAAACAAGAUACUGUUCUUCUACAAGCAGUUUGUGAUGAAUCUCUAAUGUUCAUAGACAUACACAUAGGUGAUAUUGGAAGGACUAAGAAAAACAAGGUUUUUAAAGAUAGCUCAUUAGCUCAAGAAAUAAAAAAUUUCAUUGAUUUUGAAAAUCAUAUCUUAGGUGAUGCUGAAUAUAAAUUAAGAAAGAACUUAAUGACUCCAUUUUCAAGUGAAGAGUUAUUGACUAGUGAAGAAAUGAAAUUCAAUGAAGUCCACUGGAAAGCUCGUUCUUAUAUUGGACAUGCAUUUGAAUUGCUCAAAGAAAGAUUCAGAAAAUUAAAUUAUAUGGAAGUUGUUAAACCAGAAGUUGUAAACACAUUAAUUUGUGCUGCAUGUGUCCUACAUAAUUUCAUAUUGCUACAUGAAGGUUGUCCAGAAAUUAAAGAGGAGAUGAUCAUAUGUGAUGAAGGAGUUACCAUUGACACGAAUAUAGUUAAAACAGCCUCAGAAAAGCGCCAAUUUUUAUGUAAUUAUAUAAAUUACAUUAAUUUAGACAAUGCAUUGACCUCCCCAGUGAAUGAUUUAUGA
This is a messenger RNA of Ostrinia nubilalis (European corn borer), 1445 nucleotides long. RefSeq lists its product as uncharacterized. Bases 246 to 1445 code for a protein of 399 amino acids. NCBI's taxonomy places the organism in Eukaryota, Metazoa, Arthropoda, Insecta, Lepidoptera, Crambidae. The record is from RefSeq and is a predicted model, not a curated record. The transcript has 2 exons.